Molecule: messenger RNA, 2436 nt
Organism: Colletotrichum spaethianum
Lineage: Eukaryota; Fungi; Ascomycota; Sordariomycetes; Glomerellales; Glomerellaceae
Product: GTP-binding protein 1
Exons: 6
Coding region: 1-2436 (811 amino acids)
Biological process (GO): translational elongation
Molecular function (GO): GTPase activity; GTP binding; translation elongation factor activity
Source: RefSeq, a predicted model, not a curated record
AUGACGAGCAAGAACAUAAAGUCGUUACCGCACGAGAAGCGGAAAGGCGAGGCUGCUCUCAGUGAUUUCGCCGAGUACGUCGAGAAACAGCAGGCGCUACGAUACCCAAGCGCCAAGCCGGCCGACAUCUCCAACGCGACUGCUGCCCCCGAGCACCAGCACGCCGAGCUCGAUGAACUCUUCGACAACCUCGACCUGGCCGAGGCCACCCCGGGCGUACGAUUGAAGGACCUGCUAUUGGCCACCGACGACGAGACGCUUCAGAAACUGGAGAGGGUAAUUCAGGAGAGGAUACUCGAGGGCCACGGGGAGACCGUCUUCGAGCUCGGCUUUGAGAACAAUGGCGAAUCGAUGGGACUAUCUCUCGAGCAGUGGAAUACCGCGUACACAAGACUAAAGGAUGCGGCCAAGAGGAUACGAGCCGACUGCCAGACUCUCAUCACGAAAAACGUUGGCGGCGCCGUGGAGGCCCCUAGCGCGAAGUCUGGCAAGGACAAUCACUGCAGCGGCAAGGUUAUGAUUCGCCAGACUCCGGCAACCGUGGAGGAUGUCAUCGAAACACGAAUAGCUGUUGUUGGCAAUGUCGACGCAGGCAAGAGCUCUCUCCUGGGUGUUCUGGUGAAGGGUGACCUGGACGACGGCAGAGGACGAGCGCGAGUGAACCUCUUCCGACACAAGCACGAGAUUGAGACGGGCAGAACCAGCUCCGUGGGCAUGGAGAUUUUGGGUUUCGACACUGUUGGAGAAGUCAUUACCUCCGAGACCCCUGGGCGGAAACUCUCGUGGGAAGAGAUCGGAAAGCGCAGUGCCAAAGUCAUCACUUUCACGGACCUGGCAGGCCACGAGAAGUACUUACGGACGACCGUGUUUGGUCUGCUUUCUAGCAGCCCCAACUACUGCCUGCUGAUGGUGGCAGCAAACAACGGGUUGAUCGGCAUGAGCAAAGAGCACCUGGGCAUUGCCCUGGCCCUCAACGUGCCUGUCAUGGUCGUCAUCACCAAGAUUGACAUUUGCCCGCCGCAGAUCCUCGAGCAGACCAUCAGCCAGAUCACAAAGAUUCUCAAGAGCCCCGGGGCGCGCAAGAUCCCCAUCUUCAUAAAGGACCGCGAGGAAUGUAUAAACACGGCCACUCAGUUCAUCAGUCAGCGGAUAUGCCCAGUGUUCCAGGUCUCCAACGUCACCGGCGAGAACCUCGACCUGGUCCGGACGUUCUUGAACAUCUUGCCGCACCACGGACGCUACGACUCUGACGCCCCCUUCGAGUUCCAUGUCAACGACACGUUCUCGGUCCCGUUCGUCGGCACAGUAGUCUCGGGGAUUAUCAAGUCUGGUGUUAUCCAUGCUGGAGACAAUGUCCUCAUCGGGCCGGACUCGUUGGGACAGUUCACGACCACCAGCAUUCGUUCGAUUGAACGCAAGAGGCUGGGGGUGCCAGCUGCCUCUGCAGGACAGUCAGCAUCGUUCGCUCUGAAGAAGGUCCGUCGCAAGGACGUCAGAAAGGGCAUGGUGGUCCUGCCCAAGCUUGAGGGACAGCCGGCGCCCAAGGUUCACAGAGAGUUUAUUGCUGAAGUAUUGAUCCUUUCUCAUGCCACCACCAUCAAAACCAAAUACCAGGCUAUGUUGCAUGUCGGACCAGUUUCGCAGACAUGCGCAAUUAUCGAUGUCGACCGCCCGUACAUCCGGACCGGCGACAGGGCAACAGUGGCGUUCCGGUUCGUCCAGCGGCCCGAGUACCUCGCUCCAGGCGACAGAUUACUGUUCCGAGAGGGCAGAACCAAGGGCCUCGGAAUAGUCAAGUCGGUUGGCUACGACCCCAACAAGCCGUUAUACCCGCACGGCGACUCCGGGCAAGCUGAUGACGGUGCGGCCCAGGGCAACGAGGAGGAGAAGCCUAGCAGCGGACAUGUCACGGUUGAGGCCCUCCUGAACCGCGAGUCCAGCUUGCUGGUAAACACCAGAAACGGCGACGCCGUCUCCCGCGACCCGGGCUCCGCCGACGCGCCCCAGAACCCCGCCAACGCCUCCGCCAUCGCAAAAUACGGGUUCUCAGGCGUGGGAUUCUCCCAGAGGUCGAACAGCUCUGCGAAGCCCUCCGGCAGGCACUCCCAUUGGUCCGCGCCGCCAGGGGUUAUUGCCUGCUGCGCAAGGUACGUGAACAGCUCAUUCGCCACGUCCCUGAAGACGCUGUUUGUGCGCAGCGGGUCCGUCAGCUUCCAGACCUGCUUCUUGCCGUCGCCGAGCUUCAUCCAGUCGAGGUCCGAGGGGCUGCUCUCCCUCAGGGGCCAGGCCUCGUGGGGGCAGGCAAUGUCGACGACGUUGGCGAAGGAGGCGACGCCGACAAAGGCGGCGGCCAGCCAGAGGGCGUCGCGCUCGGAGGGGAGGAUGGGGCCGCAGAGCUUGCGGUGGAGGAGGGAGGCGCCGCGGUGGAAGUGGUAG